Molecule: messenger RNA, 695 nt
Organism: Pecten maximus
Lineage: Eukaryota; Metazoa; Mollusca; Bivalvia; Pectinida; Pectinidae
Product: excitatory amino acid transporter 2-like
Exons: 4
Coding region: 57-695 (212 amino acids)
Biological process (GO): L-glutamate transmembrane transport
Cellular component (GO): plasma membrane
Molecular function (GO): L-glutamate transmembrane transporter activity; glutamate:sodium symporter activity; neutral L-amino acid transmembrane transporter activity
Source: RefSeq, a predicted model, not a curated record
UAUCAGUCGGUUGGUUCCUGUGUUAUUUCACUUAGAAAAUUUGGAAUCCAUAGAGAAUGUCGCGAGGUUGUGGCAUGCUAAUAUGUAAAUUUAUAAGGACAAAUCUGUUGAUAAAUCUUCUGGUAUUAUCAAUGGUCUUAGGAACUGGACUCGGUUGUGCAUUAAGAUUUUUAUGGUCGCCACUGCAGAAAAGAAAUAUAGGAUACCUAAAACUUCCCGGGGAUAUUAUGCUCAACACACUGCGGAUGGUGUCUGUGCCUCUUGUCAUCUCCGGUAUCAUCUCGUCACUAGCCUCACUGUCGAUAAGGACCUCCGGUAGUAUCGGACUGAGGGCAUUAAUAUACUAUAUGUUUACCACUCUUUGUGCCGUAAUUACUGGUAUCGUGGGAGUAGUGCUGGCCCAUCCAGGAAGAUGUACAGUGGACGUGUUGGAGACGCCAGUUAAUGAAAUAAACCAACUGGAUUCUUUUCUAGAUAUGAUAAGAAACGCUUUCCCGGACAACAUUGUGGCAGCUAUGCUUUCUAAGAAGCAGACGGUGGUCACCGAAAAGGUCGUGCCAUCCGAUGGGGAUUCUGAUAGUAUUCACAUUUACACAGACAACGUAAAUAAUACGUUUGUAAAUACUUCAGAAAAGCAAUAUGAAGGUAUCCCAGCAUUAUAUUUUACUCACGAUUCUGUGUCAAUUUCCUGUUAG